UGUAAUAUUAUUGUUAGUAUUUUAUAUGGAUUAUGGAUGUGUUUUGUUGAGGUUAUGUUUAUGUGCCACCAACACCAUCACUGUUAGGAAGAUUCCAAGAGGGGUAUUUACCAAUUGAUAGUUGACUAAACUUUUCAAAGUAUUAGAAACAACUGUAAUUAAAAAUGGUUAGAAAACUUAAAUUUCACGAGCAGAAGCUAUUGAAAAAAGUUGACUUUAUAUCUUGGGAAGUGGAUAACAAUCUUCAUGAAGUUAAGGUUAUGAGAAAAUAUUGUAUACAGAAGCGUGAAGAUUAUACCAAAUAUAACAAACUGUCCAGGGAGAUCAGAACUGUAGCCAGGAAAAUAAAAGAAAUCGACCCAAGUGAAUCAUUUCGUACGGACUCAAGUGCUUCAUUGUUGGAGAAACUAUACAUCAUGGGACUGAUCAACACCAAGUGGAACUUGGAGUCCUGCGAUGAUGUAACAGCCUCAUCAUUCUGCAGGCGACGACUGCCUGUGGUCAUGGUGAGGCUCCGGAUGGCUCAGACGGUCAAGAUGGCCACUCAGCUGAUACAACAGGGUCAUGUCAGAGUCGGUACAGAAGUGAUAAAGGAUCCAGCAUUUCUUGUCACUAGGAAUCUGGAAGACUUUGUAACGUGGGUAAACACGUCAGCCAUCAAGAAACAUAUUAUGGAAUAUAACGAAAUGAGAGACGAUUAUGACAUGAUGGACUGACUUAGCAUUUACAUUUAUAUGUAUAUAUUUUGUAAACACUCUUUAAUAAAAUAAUAUUUAUAAAAAUA
Molecule: messenger RNA, 784 nt
Organism: Homalodisca vitripennis (glassy-winged sharpshooter)
Lineage: Eukaryota; Metazoa; Arthropoda; Insecta; Hemiptera; Cicadellidae
Product: U3 small nucleolar ribonucleoprotein protein IMP3
Exons: 5
Coding region: 165-716 (183 amino acids)
Biological process (GO): rRNA processing
Cellular component (GO): small ribosomal subunit; small-subunit processome; Mpp10 complex
Molecular function (GO): snoRNA binding; structural constituent of ribosome; rRNA binding
Source: RefSeq, a predicted model, not a curated record